Messenger RNA from Stegastes partitus (bicolor damselfish), 7095 nucleotides. It is a transcript of the gene nsd3, whose product is annotated as nuclear receptor binding SET domain protein 3. Bases 640 to 5454 code for a protein of 1604 amino acids. Gene Ontology annotation, molecular function: protein binding; histone methyltransferase activity. The record is from RefSeq and is a predicted model, not a curated record. Gene Ontology annotation, cellular component: nucleus. The transcript is spliced from 25 exons. Lineage: Eukaryota; Metazoa; Chordata; Actinopteri; Pomacentridae.
UUUUCCUCCUUCUUCUUCUUCUUCUUCUUCUCUCUCCAAUUAAAGUCAUACUCGACCAGCGUGCACGGUGGAAGUAUGCGCCCCGACAAGUAAACUACACAUCCCGGAGUGCCUCUGUUGACCCCUGCAGCCCGCAUCUGUGUGUGGUUUGGCGCUGAGCUGGAAGAAGACCGAGCGGGGCCUUAAAAAAAAAAAAAAAAGAAGAAGAAGAAGAAGAGCCAGCGCUGCUUUUGUUGAACCGGAGCAAGAGGGAGCUAGAGAUUAUAAUUGUUAUUAAGAAGAAGAAGAGGACAAGGAAGAAUUGUCUUUCUCCAGCAAGCAGAGCUAAAAAAGCUUUCGGGUCCUUUCCACUGACGAAGGAGCCCAGCUUUGGGAUUGGGCAGCGAGCAGAUAGCGUAACACCCCCUCCUCCUCUCUCUGUGGAGAAUUGCGUUAAAACGAAAAAGGAAAGGCCUGAGCUUUAUCAGUAUCACUGGAUUAUUUUUUUUAUUUUUUCCAUUUUUUUUUACCCCCCUACUCCCUCCUUCAACCUCUAUAGAUUAAACGAGGAAACGCUGCUGGCUGGUGUAUGUGUUUAGAAUGGGACACGCUGAAGGUCCAGUCAAAGAAAAAGACAGUUAAGGAUGCAGGAGCCCAACAAUGGAUUUCUCCUUCUCUUUCAUGCAAGGGAUCAUGGGAAAUACAAUUCAGCAACCCCCUCAGCUCAUUGACUCAGCCAACAUCAGACAGGAAGGCACCUGCGACACCGGCAGUGACCCAGGUGAGGAUGGUGGUCCCUCCUACGAUGCUGCCCUGGAUGCAGAGUUUCCUUACCCGCCGUCAGCCUCGGAGGACAUGCCGCAGGUCCCCAAUGGCUACCCGCCGGGUCUGGGCAUGUACGAGCCGCAGGCCAAGUUCUCCAUGUACUCGCAGUUCCCCAACGGCUCGGCCAACGGCUACGGGGCCAUACGGAGCUACGGAGACCACGGGCUCAUGCCGGGAGAGGGGACGGUCCUGAGAGGCCCCGGUCUCCAGGAGAGACCCCUGUCCCCCGUGUCUCCCCCGCUGCCCACACAUCACCCGCACCUCCACCACCAUCACCAUCACCCGCAUCACCACCACCACGCGCACCACUUCCACUCAAACCCGCCUCACAUACAAACCCACUCGCACCCGCAGAGUCCGCCGCCGCAGGUGCUGCCCCCCCAGCACCACCUGCCCCAGACGCCCCACAUCAUGACCCACAAUCUCCCCCCGCCUCCCCCGUUGCACCUGCCUUCCUCCAGCCCCCCUCCAUCCCUCGUGGACAGCACUCCCUCGUCUCAGCCCACCCACGCCCCGUCCAUCACCCCCGGUGGGGUGCUGAAGAAAACCAGCUCUCCGGAGAUCAAGCUCAAGAUCAUAAAGACGUAUCAGAACGGGAAGGAGCUGUUUGAAUCUGCGCUGUGUGGAGACCUGCUGCAAGAACUGCAGAAGGAGUCUCAGAAGAACGAGGCCACUCAGAUGCAGCGCAGACAUGAGAGGAAGAAGGAGAAGAGGAAAAAGAGUGCGAGGCUGCAGCUGCAGGUCCAGGAACAGAGCCUGGAGUUGAGCCAACCGCAGGCAGGUAACACGGACCAGACGGAGGACACCCACGUCCAGCCUCAGCCGAAAGAAACACCGCCGGCCCAGACAGAGAAGCCUCAGAAGACCGUUAUCAAAACUGAACCAAAGACGCCGAAGGUUCCCAAGGUCCAUCAUCCGUCAGUGAUCCAAGAGACGGGCUUCUGUAAGGAGUUUGUAAUUGGAGAUCUGGUGUGGUCCAAGGUGGGCACGUACCCCUGGUGGCCCUGCAUGGUCUCCUCUGACCCACAGAUGAAGGUCCACACUCGCAUCAACACCAGAGGCCACAGGGAGUAUCACGUCCAGUUCUUUGGCAGCGUCGCUGAGCGAGCGUGGAUCCACGAGAAGAGGAUCGUCAUCUACCAGGGGAAGCAGCAGUUUGAUGACCUUCAGGCCGAAACCCUGCGCAAAACCACAAACCAAGUCGAGAGGCACAAACUGCUGAAGCCGAUCCCUCAGCGCGAGCGUACUCAGUGGGAAGUGGGUGUGGGCCACGCCGAGGACGCCUUCCCCAUGACGCGGCAGGAGCGGAUUGACAAUUACACCUUCAUUUACGUCGACCCAGACCCCAACGAAGCCCCGCCCAGCAAGAAACCCACCAUCAGACCUGAGAAGCGAAGCCGGCGCUCCAGCGGCUCCAUCAGCAAGAAGGAGGACGGAGGCGUGAAGUCACCGGACAGAGAGCAGCCGCCGCGAAGGCAGCUGCCGCGGAGACAGUGUAGUGUUUCGAACGCGGACGACAACGCGAACUCCCAGGCCUCCGGCGAAGAGAAGAGCCAGAGGGGGGACCAACGGAAGAACAGCUCGCCGAAACAAAACGCCGGCUGUGACGCGCGAGCACGGCAGGAUUCUCCGCCUCCGGUCAGGGCGUGGAAAACAGCAGCUGCCAGGAAGCUGCUGCCGCUCUCCAUCACCAUGAAGAGGCUAAAUGUGGAGAUCACAAAGUGCGACUGGCCUCUCCUGCAGAAAAAAGCUGCUCCGUCUCCAAAGAAGGACAAAGAAGACGAGAGUGAGGAGCGAGUGGAGAGAGAGGCCAGGCAGCCCGACCUGGGAUACUGCUCACCUGAGGACAGCAGAGCUAAACCUGAGCCCAGUCCCGAGGAGGAGGAAGACGGGGAUGAAGGGGAGGACGAGGGGGAGGAGAGGAGAGGCUCCCCUGCCAGUCGGAGGAGCGAGGAGGGAGGAAUGCAGCAGACCUCCUCUCCUGGAUCACACCACAGUAGUCCUCAAGGUUCUCAGGAGAGGAAGCUGCAGCGGCGGUCGGUCAGGAGCAGGUCUGAGUCGGAGAGAGGCACCGAUCCCGUCCCGAAGAAGAAAACCAAAAAGGAACAGGCUGAGAUGGCUCCAGAAACCACGCUGAGGACGGGUUCACAGAAAGGAGCCAGUGAGAUCUCAGAUGCGUGCAAGCCCCUGAAGAAGCGAAGCAGGGCGUCGACAGAUGUCGAGAUGGCUUCAUCUCAGUACAGAGACACGUCUGACUCGGACUCCAGAGGCCUCAACGAUCCACAGGGUUUAUUCGGGAAGAGUCUCGACAGUCCAGCAGCAGCGGACGCGGACGCCUCAGACACGCAGUCGGUGGACUCCGGUUUAUCCCGUCAGGACAGCAGCACCGGCAAGAGAGACACUGUGUGCCAGAUCUGCGAGGUGUACGGCGAGGGUUUGGUGGUGUGUGAAGGUGAAUGCAGCCGACAGUUUCACCUGGAGUGUCUCGGUCUGUCGUCCCCACCUGAAGGCAGAUUCACCUGCCUGGAAUGUAGAAAUGGCAAUCAUCCUUGUUUUAGCUGUAAAACGGCGGGCCGGGAGGUGACCCGCUGCUCCGUGUCUGGAUGUGGUUGCUACUACCACGAGGAUUGUGUGCGUAAACUCCCGGGCGCCACCAGCAGUGGUGGAGGCUUCACCUGUCCUCAGCACAGCUGCUCAACCUGCUGCCUGGAGAGAGACCUGCAGCGAGCCAGCAAAGGUCGUCUGAUCCGUUGCAUCCGCUGUCCGUUGGCCUACCACACCGGCGACAGCUGCGUGGCGGCGGGCAGCGUCAUCCUGACCCAUCACAUCAUGAUCUGCAGCAACCACGGCAGCGCCAAGAGGAACGGCCUCCUCAGCUCCCCCGUCAACGUGGGAUGGUGCUUCCUGUGUGCCAGAGGGCUGUUAGUGCAAGACCUUACUGACACCAUAUUAAGUUCAUAUGCCUAUAAGUCCCACUACCUUCUGACUGAGUCAAAUCGUGCUGAGUUGAAAUUACCUAUGAUUCCCUCUCCUUCGUCAGCUACCAAAAAGAAUGUUGGGAAAGGAGGCAAGUUGCUGUGCUGCGACUCAUGCCCGGCUUCCUUCCACCCGGAGUGUCUGGAGAUGGAGAUGCCGGAGGGCUCGUGGUCCUGCAGUGAUUGCAGGGCAGGGAAGAAACCUCACUACAAACAAAUUGUCUGGGUCAAACUGGGCAACUACAGGUGGUGGCCGGCGGAGAUCUGCAACCCUCGUCUGGUGCCGUCAAACAUCCAGAGCCUUCGCCACGACGUCGGCGACUUCCCCGUCUUCUUCUUCGGCUCCCACGACUACUACUGGAUCAACCAGGGCCGCGUCUUCCCCUACGUGGAGAACGACAAGAACUUCGUCACGGGUCAGAUAAACAUCAACAAAACCUUCAAGAAAGCUCUGGAAGAAGCAGCCCGGCGGUUUCAGGAGCUGAAGGCCCAGAGGGAGAGCAGGGAGGCUUUGGAGCAGGAACGCAACUCUCGCAAACCUCCGCCGUACAAAUUCAUCAAGUCCAACAAGCCAGUGGGGAAAGUGCAGAUGCACGUCGCCGACUUGUCAGAAAUCCCGCGAUGCAACUGCAGACCGACAGACGAGCAUCCCUGCAGCCUCGACUCGCAGUGUCUCAACCGCAUGCUGCAGUACGAGUGCCAUCCACAGGUGUGUCCCGCGGGAGACAACUGUGAGAAUCAGUGUUUCUCCAAGCGGCUCUACGCAGAAACCGAAGUGAUAAAGACAGACGGGCGUGGCUGGGGCCUCCGGACCAACCAGGCUCUGAGGAAGGGCGACUUUGUGACGGAGUACGUAGGGGAGGUGAUAGACUCAGAGGAGUGCCAGCAGCGAAUCAAGCGCGCCCAUGAGAACCACGUGACCAACUUCUACAUGCUCACCCUCACCAAGGAUCGCGUGAUCGACGCCGGCCCCAAAGGGAACUCGUCCCGGUUCAUGAACCACAGCUGCAGCCCAAACUGUGAAACCCAGAAGUGGACGGUAAACGGUGACGUCCGUAUUGGACUCUUUGCCCUGUGUGACAUCGAAGCCAGCACAGAGCUGACGUUCAACUACAACCUGCACUGCGUGGGCAACAGGAGGACGUCCUGUCACUGCGGAGCAGACAACUGCUCCGGAUUCCUCGGGGUGCAGCCGACGAGCGCUGUGGUGAUGGAGAAAGAGGAGAAGGCCAGAAACGCCAAGCUGAAGCCCAAGAAGCGGAAGAUGCGGAUGGAGGGCAAACACACGCACGAGUAUUUCUGCUUCUGCUGCGGCGAAGGAGGAGAGCUGGUGAUGUGUGACAGGAAGGACUGUCCGAAGGCGUAUCACCUGCUGUGUCUGAACCUCACCAAGCCUCCAUACGGACGCUGGGAAUGCCCGUGGCACGACUGCAGCGUCUGCGGCGCCCCGGCGUCGUCCUUCUGUGACUUCUGCCCUCGCUCGUUCUGCCGGGACCACGAGGCCGGAGCGCUCACCUCCUCCUCCCUGGACGACCGCCCCUGCUGCUCCAGCCACAACCCGCUCAGUCCGCUGGGCUCCAACUCCAGCUCGGCCCAGCCCCGCCGCUCCGCCGCGAGCCCCGUCAGGGUCAAAGAGGAGCCGGAGCCGGAGUCGGGCCAGCCGGCCUCGGAGUGACGCCGCGACUCCCCUCAAUACCUCAUUCCCUGCACGGUGCGCCGCGCUCCCACCUCCGAUCUGAAGCAGGGCACCGCUAAAGGGAAUACAGCGCUUUCUGAGCGGCGCCGAGACACACUGACGAACACCUCGGUGCCGUUUGUGGCGAGAGCAGAGCGGAUGGAGUAAGAGCAGCGGGAGCGAGCCGGCAUCAUUGUGCGCCGUUUUCCCUCCUCUCUUGCCAUAGAAACACACACCACUACUUACACUCUCUGCAGCUGGCCGGCGCCCGGCGGAGGGCCCAGACCACAACCUCAUCACGUCGUUCUUUUUUUUGUUGUUUUUUUAAAAAAUUGUUUUUACAGCUGUGGAAAUUUUAAGUGUUGUCGUCAUGUCGUCUAUUACCGGCACUUUGAAGAACUCAGCGAGCGAGGACGGAUGGAUGGAUGGAGGGGAGGAGGAGGAGGAUGAGGAGGAGGAGGAGGAGAACCUGUCCACCGUCCUGGUUUACCUGCUGUACGCUGUGGUCGACAUCUCACUCACAGGACGGCUGUAGGAUGGAGGCGAGCCAGCUUUGCUCCAUCGCUCCUGGCGUGAUCUGUCAUCCGGUUUUAUCUCUUCUUGGAGAACAAAAGGAGCAGGGAGGGUUGGUCGGGGUGAGGGUGAGGGUGAGGGGAAGGGGAAAUGACCGAUUUUGUGCAAUUUUUUUCAGGACCACACUACAUUCCAACCUUCCUUAAACAUGGUUUUAAUAUACUUAUGGGUAUAGAUGAAUAUAAUUAUAUACAGUAUCUAUGUUUGUUAAUGUUUACAGACAGAUUCUCUCACUUCAUCUCGGUGAGUGGUGUAUUACGUUUGUUUGUUUAGGUGUUGAAACAUUACGCAGACCUCCUUGUGAAAAUAGUCCUAUUAAGGUGAAUUAUAAUGGUAUAUAGUGUAAUGGUAUGACAUUACAGAAGUACUUGUGAUUUUCAUAUUGCCAGUCUCACUUGCCAUUGUGUACAUAAUUGGCUCACAAUAUUGUAAAGUACUUAAAGACCAGGAGGGGCGAAGGGGGGACGCCGCCGCCGCCGCCGCCUCUCCGACUUGUUCCUGAGAGAAGCUUUUUUAAAACGACAAGACAGAUUCCUUUCUUUUUUUUAAUUUGAUUUCCCGUUGUCACAUUUCGUCCGAGUGUUUUUUUUUUUGUACAGUAGACGACGGAGGGGCCCAGCUUGUGAUCACUGGUGCUGUCUUAAAGUGUUGUUAAUAAGCCUUAAGUUGGAUUUCGGCUGUACUAACUACUGCCCAGGCGCAGUCCAGUUCAGUUGUGUACUGUGACGGUUUUUGUUUUGUUUUUUAAUUUUGCCAAACCUUUUCUGAAAAGCACUUUCACGUUUAGCUCGGUCACACACGGGAAGUGUAAACGGAACAGAACCUACGACAAGUGUUUUAAAAAUGGAUACCUCUUCUUUCUCUCUCGUAGUGACGUCGGAAUUUAAACUGUGUCGUAACUUUUUUCGCCUCUCGGUCGGAAACGUGCUGGGUGUGUUUUUACUUUUUUCUUUUUUUUAAGUUUCUCCUUUUUGUUUUGUUUUUUAAGGAAAGUGGCCUAAAUGCUGUUUUUGUUUGUUUGUUUGUUUUGGCACAAGUAGGAUUGACUGCCAGCCCGGCUUAAAAAAA